CUCUGAACUCAGACCCAUGUGGCUCAGCAUGAUCUUCGUAAGCGGGACCGGGAUGCAAUCAAGGGAUCCCAGGGUCGAGGGCAGACAUCAUAGUGGGCCGCGGGCGAGCGAUCAUCGUGGGCUGGGGGCCCAAUCGUCGAUGAGGAUCGAUUGCUGGACAAAGGGCAGCGAUGGCAUCGAGGGGUGUCAACCCUCUCACCCCGGGUGGGCGGCAGGGCGACCUUGAAGCGCUACAAAAUGGGGCUUCGUGCAGUCUUCUGAUCCCCUCCCUCUUCACUGCACCCGACUCGCAGCCCAGAUUCACCGCAACCCAACCAUGCUCCCCGUGUUCCACCUCCUCCUCCUCACCUUCCUGUUCAGCCUCCUAUCCCUCCACCCCUCGCCCAGCCGCGCAGCCGAGCCCAUCCGUCUAGGCGUGUGCACCUCAUCCACCACGGGCUGCUCCUACGACCUAGACGUGUAUGGCGACCCCAAUGGGGAUCAAGGCAUCCCACCCACGGACAAGGCGGGCCACAAUAUCCCUUGCUUGAGCUUCAAGGCCCUCGUGUCCAACAUCAAGGUGUGUGCCUGCGAUAAAUGCGCUAAGUGCCCCGCAGACCAGUGCAACGCUGUUGCUAAUGGGGCUUGUGGGAGUAGCGGUUCGACUGGACAGUUUCGCAGCGUCUGCAAGAGUUCCAUCACUUAAAGGCCAGCCCGAGACGCCACCGGCCAACGGCGACUCGCCAUUGCCAAGCAAGCCAGGCUAGGGCUUCAUCAUCAAAGUCGGGGGCGGCCCGGUCGUCGACACCAAGCAGCUCGUCUCCUCGCCACAGAAGAACAAUCAAGAGAGAAACAGGCGUGGGCCUUCCUUCCUCUUUCUCCUCUGAUCCAAACUCACACUUCGACUCGAAGACGAAGAGAUGAGAACAUAUCAAUCGCGCUCGAUCAAAUCAAUGUCUCAUGCCCU
Molecule: messenger RNA, 946 nt
Organism: Jaminaea rosea
Lineage: Eukaryota; Fungi; Basidiomycota; Exobasidiomycetes; Microstromatales
Exons: 2
Coding region: 317-685 (122 amino acids)
Source: RefSeq, a predicted model, not a curated record